Messenger RNA from Saccharomycodes ludwigii, 417 nucleotides. RefSeq names its product mitochondrial 54S ribosomal protein mL61 (gene MRP49). Bases 1 to 417 code for a protein of 138 amino acids. The transcript has a single exon. Lineage: Eukaryota; Fungi; Ascomycota; Saccharomycetes; Saccharomycodales; Saccharomycodaceae. Gene Ontology annotation, cellular component: mitochondrion. Gene Ontology annotation, molecular function: structural constituent of ribosome. The record is from RefSeq and is a predicted model, not a curated record.
AUGUCUAACACUGCUAAACAAUUAAAAGUUUUAAAUUCAAUCAGUUACUCCACCAAGUUGACUCAAAUCCUAAUAGAUACCUCCAAAAUCUCGCAAAUUAGAUUAAUCUUUCAAAAACAAAACCAUAAUGGCCAUAUGGGUGCUAGAAAGUUUUGGCAUGAAUAUUUGCCUACAUUACAAUUUUACAAUCCCAACCUGAAAAUUCAAAUUAAUAGAAUUAGCAAUUCUAAUGCUAAAGAUACCUCUGUUCCAUGUCUUUUACAAAUUAUAGAUGUUAACAAUAAAGUUAUAAAUGAAUUAGAUAUGAAAAACAAGUUUGGUUCCGAUAUUGCUCGUGACUUGUUGAAAAAUUUGAAUAACGAUUAUUAUACUCCUAUUCCUAAAGAAAAGUUGAUUAAAUUGGAAAAGAAGAAAUGA